Candidula unifasciata is the source of this 2790-nucleotide messenger RNA. The record is from the annotation of a GenBank genome assembly. NCBI's taxonomy places the organism in Eukaryota, Metazoa, Mollusca, Gastropoda, Stylommatophora, Geomitridae.
AUGGCCAGGCUAGUUCCUAAGAUCUCAGGCAGAGCAAAUCCAUUCACUUCACUUUCAAGUGACGACGACGACGACAUUGAGGAAUGCGAUGUCACAGACACGACUACACGGGUGACCUUUCCUGAAGAAAUGUUUGAAAUCCAAAACCUUGGCGACCGAGAUGGAAUUAGAAGGCGAGGAACAAUCAGAGAAAUUUCCAGAACACCUAAACAAGCACCCCCAAAAGACGACACCCUGUUUUCAGUAAAAGAUGAUGAAAGGUUUUCUGUAUUUGAAAAGGGUCGAGACUAUGAGCCUGUGUACAUAACUCACCAGUACACAGAGCAAGAGAUAGACACCCUCAAUACAUACGAGAGCUGUGAUUAUUUGCCAAGCCAUAGUCACAUCUACAAGCACUGGAUCAAGCGACAGUUGAUUUCAAAACUUGAAACAGAUCGAUGGAUUAUGAUGGGACUAAUUGGCGUCGCUGUUGGCUUCAUAGGAUUUCUUCUUCACCAACUGAUAGAGAGAAUAGGGGAUUUGAAAUGGCAAACCACAAAAUCUUUUUUAAAGGAAGAAAAACUAUGGCAAGGUUGGCUCUUCUGUACAGGCUACAGUGUGGUCUUUGCUGUUUUUUCCGCAGCCAUCAUUGUGUUGUGGCGUCCAAGUGCUGGAGGCUCAGGCAUGGCUGAAGUUACUGGCUUCUUGAAUGGAACUCAGGUCAGGAGGAUAUUCAAUGUGAAAACUAUGGCUGCCAAGUUCUUGUCUUGUGUUGCUGCCAUUGGUUGUGGCAUGCCUAUUGGGCCGGAAGGACCAAUGGUUCAUCUGGGCGCCAUAGUUGGAGCAGGUUUCAGCCAGACAUCUUCUUCAACACUCAAGAUCAAACUUCCAUUUUUUGAGAGGUUCAGGAAUCCUGAAGACAGACGUAAUUUUAUCUCCGCCGGUGUGGCUGCUGGGGUGGCUGCAGCUUUUGGUGCUCCGGUGGGCGGCCUUUUGUUUUGUAUGGAAGAAGUCUCCUCAUUCUGGAGUCGUACAUUGAUGUGGCAAGUGUUCUUCUGUUGUAUCAUUGCCACAUCCACAUCCGACAUUUUCAACUCCACCUUUGAAAGGUUUCAAGUGAUUGGCAUGUUUGGAGAGUUUCGAACAAGCAGAUAUAUUUUGUUCAACGUUGAUGAAGCUGUGGAUAUUAAUGUGCUCAUGUUUAUACCAUCCGUAAUGAUUGGAGUUAUUGGAGGCCUGCUUGGAUCUCUGCUGCGCAAGAAAAUCUUGACCUCCAUACAGUCAGCCAUUGUUGUCAAAAUUCUACGUCUGCUGGAGCCAGCACUUAUCAUGCUGAUUAUGAGCUCUUUUGCUGUCUUUUUGCCGAUGGCUUUUAAGUGCAUUCCAUUUACCUGUAUCCGGGGUAAUUCUGGCAUUCUCAGUCAGUAUUGCGUAAAUGAUACUACAAACAAGUAUGACUCACACUAUGUUGAGGAAAAUAUCUUUCAUACGUGUGAGACAGGAAGUAGCCAUCAAAAUGGGUCAACUCUUGUCUACAAUGGAACUUACAAUGAAUUGGCCCUGCUCCUGUUUGUCUCAAAAGAAGAAGCCAUGAAGAACCUAUACCUGAGGAACUCUCACAAGAUGUUCGGCUAUGGUCCCCUGUUCGUCAGUCUGGGUGUUUAUUUCUUCAUGGUGAUCUGGGCAGCUGGCACAUCUGUUGCUGCCGGAAUUCUGGUGCCGAUGCUGCUGAUUGGGGCAUUAUAUGGACGUAUCGUUGGGCUGGUUAUGGUGGACAUGUUUGGGGUCUACAUGGAUGACAGCUACUGGAGCUGGAUGGAUCCAGGAGCAUUUGCUCUCAUUGGUUCUGCUUCAUUUUUUGGUGGAGUCUCUCGGCUUGCUCCUGCCACAACUGUUAUAAUGAUGGAGCUGACCAAUGACCUGAAGGUUCUACUUCCAGUAAUGACUGCAGUGAUGGUAGCCAAAUGGGUUGGGGACUAUUUUACACAUCCAUUCUUCCACGCUCAGCUAGAACUGAAGUGCAUCCCGUUCUUGGACAGACAGCCCCAUGUUACCAUUCACAAGAGAAAUGUUAAACUGGAACUCUUCUCUGCUGAAGAUAUAAUGGCAUUCCCUGUGAUAACCAUGAACCGGGUAGAACGAGUCACCAGUAUUGCUCAUAUACUGCUUGAUUACCAGCACAAUGGUUUCCCAGUUCUGCAUAAGAAUGCAGAGGGCAAGAAAGUCUUUUACGGCAUGAUAACCAGGUCAGAACUACUGGUGAUUUUAAAACAUCCAGAUGUACUCCAUCGAGGACGUGUGGACCCUAUGGAUGACAAAAAUUUGGAAAUUGCGCCAAUCGCUUACAAUACCAUUCUAAAAGGUUUGAAACUCAGUGAAGAGGAAAUAUCUGAAUAUCUUCAUGAGUUCAUCAGCAACAAUUCUGAAUACAAAGAUUAUUAUGUUGAUCUGACACCAUAUGUGAACCAAUCAGCGAUGAGUGUACCAACAAAGUUUUCACUUCACAGAUCCUACACUCUGAUCAGUGCUUUAGGUCUGCGACAUUUAACAGUUGUUGACAGCAGUAAUCAGGUGCAAGGUAUCAUUACCCGCAAGGAUCUGAUGGGUUUUCACAUGGUAGAAACUCUGUCUGCACUCAUUAAUACCAAGGAUUAUUUUGACUCCAGCCUCGAUGGAGAGGCACGACACAAACAUGAGGACAAUAAACCAAAGAAAGCCAAACCUGCAGACAGCAAAACUGUGAGACAUCAGAAUGGUCAUCACUCUCAGAGAAAAUCAGUUUUUGUACAUAUACCAGAGCAAAUUGUAUAA